AUGGCUGUAACAAGACUUCGAAGACGAGCAGCAAAUUUCACCAUCAUUAGUGGUGAGUUGUAUAAGCGCGCUUUCACCGGAUCAUAUCUGAAGUGUCUCCCACCUUCAGAAGCUGAUUAUGCACUCCUGAAAGUUCAUUCAGGAGUGUGGCAAGCAUCUGCAAAGGUCAUCACCGACAACGGAACUCAGUUUAUUGGAAAAAUCUUUACAUCUUUCUGUAAAGAUUUUCAUAUUCAACUCGUCCAUACGGCUGUCACCCAUCCUCAAACAAAUGGGCAAACGAAGGUUACAAAUCGAAUAAUUUUGAAGGGGAUGAAGACACGCCUAGGGAAGGCUGGGGGGCAAUGGGCUGAAAAAAUCCCAAAUGUCCUCUGGGCUUACCGCACCAAGGCUAGGACUCCUACAGGAGAGACUCUAUUUAACCUCUGUUUCAGUAAAGAAGCAGUCAUACCAGUGGAUAUCGGAGUCUCAAGCAAUAGAGUUCAAAAUUUUGACUUCAAUAACAACGAGGAGAAGUUCAAGACAAAUCUAGAUCUCCUCCCUGAAGCAAGGGAUGAAACCUCACUCAAGGUCGAUGCAUACCAUCAACGGAUCACUCGUCACUAUAAUCGGAGAGUUAAACCUCAAACCAUUUUCGUUGGGGUCUUAGUUCUUCGAAGCAUCGAAGCUGCUGGAAAAGGCCCUCAGCGUAAUAAGCUCUCCCCUCUAUAG
Dendrobium catenatum is the source of this 711-nucleotide messenger RNA. RefSeq lists its product as uncharacterized. Gene Ontology annotation, molecular function: nucleic acid binding. Bases 1 to 711 code for a protein of 236 amino acids. Lineage: Eukaryota; Viridiplantae; Streptophyta; Magnoliopsida; Asparagales; Orchidaceae. The transcript has 2 exons. The record is from RefSeq and is a predicted model, not a curated record. Gene Ontology annotation, biological process: DNA integration.